Molecule: messenger RNA, 3670 nt
Organism: Carcharodon carcharias (great white shark)
Lineage: Eukaryota; Metazoa; Chordata; Chondrichthyes; Lamniformes; Lamnidae
Gene: arhgap39
Product: Rho GTPase activating protein 39
Exons: 19
Coding region: 224-3670 (1148 amino acids)
Biological process (GO): signal transduction
Cellular component (GO): cytoskeleton; cytoplasm
Molecular function (GO): GTPase activator activity; protein binding
Source: RefSeq, a predicted model, not a curated record
UGAAUGUGGGCAGUAUGCGUGCCUGCUCCCUGGAAGAGCUUCAUGCUGUCACCACCCAAUAAAUGAGAUGUGGCAUCUCAGCUGUGCACCCUGAUACUUAUCCAAAUCAAUUGAAUUUGCUGACAGAAAUCCUCGCCUCUGGUGAUCUUGAUGGCUGAAUGUGCUGAAUUAUAAAGUAUGAUCCUUGGUCUGAACUCAACUGGUUAAGGGUGUCUUGUUGCCAAUGAGUUACGAAUGGGAGGGUUUCUUCAGAGGGCAUCGACUUCUGCUGGGGUCCGAUUUUACAAUUACUGGCCGCCCUCUGGAACCUCGCUUAAGGUCUUACGACAUGCAACUUGAAACUGAAACGGAAAGUGCUACGACAUGGCUGGAAUGGGUGGAGAUCAUUGAGCCUCGAACUCGGGAGCGUAUGUACGCUAACCUUACCACUGGAGAAUGUGUCUGGGAUCCGCCUUCUGGUGUCCGGAUAAAGCGCACCAAUGAGAAUCAGUGGUGGGAGCUCUUUGAUCCCAACACCUCUAGGUUUUAUUAUUACAAUGCCACAACACAGAGGACUGUAUGGCAUCGGCCUCAGAACUGUGACAUCAUCCCGCUGGCCAAAUUGCAGACAUUAAAACAGAACACCGACUCACCGAGUCGAGCUUCGGCUGACAACAGUCCGGGCCGUAGUAGUAAUAUGAGUAGAGAAGGGAGCACCAGCUCUUCCCUAGAACAGGAACUGGAAGCUGAUAGGACACAAGAACAGCCUGCUCAAAGAGGCAGACCAGCUGUCUUUAAUUCAAUUAGGGGAGGAGAUGGCGUUAGUGAUCAGCCAGGAGUAUAUUUGAAAAAUCAAUAUCCGCUUCAAAGAGACUACACUCAUCCAGGCAAGAUGUUACAUUGGCAGACAUCACCUCAUCGGUGGAUGACUGGCACCAAGGAACGAAUGUUGAUUAAAGUUACAGACCGGGAACCAAGUUACUUAUUGCAUCAAGGUAAUGGGAAUGCUGAGAACCAGCCAGGGACACGGUCUCGUAGGCCUUCGGGGCACCAGCUGUCUCACGCUCACAGCUUUGCAUCAGACAGUGACAACCAGGUCUUCUUUACUGAACGCAAGCCUUCCCCUUACCUGAAAAGGGCAGAGCAUGUUGGCGGCUGUUCCCCAGUUCUGGCAAGAGGGGAGCCCUAUCAUUCCCCAAUCCAUUACCAGCACAGAAAGUACUCCUUUGAAUCCCAGCCCUCAUCUCCGCGCUAUGGCUAUGAGCCUCCUCUUUACGAGGAGCCCCCUGUUGAAUACCAGGCUCCUAUUUAUGAUGAACCACCCAUGGAAGUACAGUGCGAGGGAAUGAGCCUCUACAAAGCAGGGUCGCCACAGAAGUCCCCUGUUCGGAAGCCGCAUCCAAUGCUUCACUCUCCCAAACAGGGCCAGAACUCUCCUUAUCAGCAUCUAGUGUUAACAAAGCAAAAAUGCCCAGAGAAAUCCAUGAGCUUAGAAUACAGUCCAGUGGGCAAAGAACUCGUGAAGCAGCUAGUAUAUGUAGAGCAAUCUGGCUCUAGUCCAAAGUUCAAAUCAAGUACAAAGCAUCGAUAUUCACCUAGUGCUACAUCCACCAUUUCUUGCCCAUUACAACACAGCCAUUCGUUGGUGAGAGACUUUCAAUGUUCUGAAUCAAGAUCUACUGACUACAAUGGCCUGGAAGGGUCUGAAGCCAGGUAUAGUCACCAGGGCAGCCAGUUGAUUCAUGAGGAUUCAAUGUCAUGGUCCAGCCAGCAUGACUCAUUAUCUUCAAUAGGCUAUUCUCCAAACACAAGGAAAAGGAAAAGCAGGAAGCCCUCGCUGACACAAGAGACUUGCGGCGUGGUAGGGGAGAGCUGUGGAGAAAUGAACCCCGUCCCUGAGCGGCUGCUGGCAGAGGAGCGGCACUCACCCCUUGACAAGCCGCAGGUGAGCCAGACCGAAAGCAAGAGCGCCGAGGCAGAGAUGCUGCGGGGAUACCCUGACGUGCACACGACCCAGGCAAGACUCGCACGCGAGGCACAGCAGCUGCAUCACAUCAAACAGCGCAGCAGCUGGGAUUCGCAGAAAGAAGUGUCUGGUUACGAGAGCGAUGGAGCCCUUCCUCUACCUAUGCCAGGCCCUGUGGUUCGGGCUUUCAGUGAGGAUGAAGCAUUGGCUCAACAGGAGGGCAAACACUGGAAAAGAAACACAUUUGAAAAGCUCGGCUUUCCUCAAGUGCUGUUGGAAAAGAGUGUUUCUGUACAAACUAACUUGGCUUCACCGGAGCCUUACUUACACCCAUCACAGUCUGAAGACUUGGGCACUUGCAGUCAGUACGAUAUUGGAAGGCAGAGCCGGAGUAUGAUGCCCAGCGCCAGCUGCGUCUUCCCUGGAUUCAUGCUGCGAAAGCCCUCCUCCGAGACAGACAUCGAGAACUGGGCGUCCAAACACUUCAACAAGCACACGCAGGGAAUCUUCCGCCGCAAAGUCUCCAUCGCCAAUAUGCUGGCCUGGAGCAGUGAGUCGAUCAAGAAGCCCAUGAUAAUGACGGCCGACCGUAAUGUGAAAAAGGAAGCAUGUGAAGUGUUCAAAUUGAUCCAGAUGUACAUGGGUGACCGGCGGGCCAAGGUGGACCAGCUUAACGUGGCGCUGGAGAUCGCCACAAAGGGCUGGAGCAUGCAGGGCCUGAGGGAUGAACUGUACAUCCAACUGUGCAGGCAGACUACUGAAAAUUUUAGAUAUGAGAGUCUUGCCAGAGGCUGGGAAUUAAUGGCCAUCUGCCUGGCCUUCUUCCCUCCUACUCCCAAAUUUCACUCCUACCUAGAAGGCUAUAUCUACCGGCAUAUGGAUCCCGUGAAUGAUGCAAAAGUGACACGGCACAUUAAAGAACUCCAGGAAAGGAAAAAUGAGAAGAAAUUGAAAUUGCGAAAGAAAGCAAAGCCUUGUAUUGCGGAUGCUGAUGGUGUUGCUAUUAGCACGUAUGCUAAGUACUGCUACCGUAAACUGCAGAAAUCGGCUCUGACUGGAGCGAAGAAGGGACUUCGGAAACCCAACGCAGACGAGAUCAGACAUGCCACAAAUGCUGUUUUCUGCCCUUCCAUGUUUGGUAGCUCCCUAGACGAGAUCAUGAACAUGCAACAUGAGCACUAUCCAGACCGACAAUUGCCGUGGGUCCAAACCAGACUCUCGGAGGAAGUGCUGAAACUCAAUGGAGCACAGACUGAGGGCAUCUUCAGAGUCCCCGGGGACAUCGAUGAGGUCAACGCCCUCAAGCUUCAAGUGGAUCAGUGGGUUAUCCCACAAGGGCUGACAGACCCUCAUGUUCCAGCCUCGUUGUUGAAAUUAUGGUACCGUGAACUAGAGGAUCCGCUCAUCCCUCACGAGUUCUAUGAGCAGUCCAUCAACCAUUAUGAAAACCCAGAGGCGGCGAUCGCAGUCGUCCACUCCCUACCCAAGCUCAAUCGGCUGGUACUCGGCUACCUCAUCCGCUUUCUACAGAUUUUCGUCCAACCGGCCAACGUCUCCGUUACCAAGAUGGAUGUCAACAACCUAGCCAUGGUCAUGGCUCCCAACUGCCUCCGCUGUCAAUCCGAUAACCCCAGGAUCAUAUUCGAGAAUACACGGAAAGAGAUGUCCUUCCUGCGAGUGUUAAUCCAACACCUGGACACCAGCUUCGUGAAAGAUGUGCUAUAG